Actinia tenebrosa (Australian red waratah sea anemone) is the source of this 2415-nucleotide messenger RNA. RefSeq names its product aminopeptidase NAALADL1-like. Lineage: Eukaryota; Metazoa; Cnidaria; Anthozoa; Actiniaria; Actiniidae. The record is from RefSeq and is a predicted model, not a curated record. Gene Ontology annotation, molecular function: carboxypeptidase activity.
UGAUUACUGCAUAUAUAGCGCUGUCUCUGUCACUCGAUCACAGGCACUUAUCGUAUGACCAUUCCACUGAGAAUCUUAUUCUUGAUACAAUAGUUUUCGAGAUGUUUCUGUUGUUUGGCAGAUUUUUCUUUCUCUUGAGUUGCUUUCUAUGUGAAAUGCUGCUGAGAGGACAAUGCCAAGUACAUUUAAGAAACACAAAAAUUGACUUCAGGAGGAUGGUGGAUAAAAACCAGAUAAGAGAGAACCUAAGACGAUUCACAGAACGUCCUCACCCCGUAGCAUCCAUAGGCGAAGAUCUUAUAACAAACUACAUCCGGGACACGUGGCAGAGCUACGGAUUUGAAKUUGAGGAGCCUGAGUAUGAGAUUCUUUUGCAAUUUCCUCAAGAAAACAAACCAAACAAAGUAUCUAUCAUCAACAACCAUACCAAGGAAGUAGAGCACGAAAUAAUAGCACAGCUAAACGUAACUGCAGGUCGUGGACACAAUGGAACGAUCUACAAGUACACACCUUACAUGUCUUUUGUCACUGCUGGUACCGUGGAAGGCGAAUUGGUAUUUGCAGGUAGUGGAUGGCCUUAUGAUUUACAACAGCUGAGUAAUAAAAACAUAUCGCUGAAAGGAAAGAUUGUAAUCAUCCAAGAUACGCUUUCAUACUUUCCGUAUCUCGAGAAAGAGGGUGCAAUUGGCGUGAUUGCUUACACCGGACCUAAGUUCCACGCAUUCGAGGGAACAGGAGUUAAUGACACCUUUCCAAACAAGCCUUGGUUACCAGGAGAUGGUAUUUUUAGUAGCAGAGGAGUUUACUUUUAUGGAGAUCAAACUACCCCACUGUUACCAACAACGAUUGGAAUGAGACUUCAGAAUUUAAAUGAAACUGGCCGUACGCUAUCAAUUCCUCUCCAAACAAUCUCUUAUGACGAUGCUCGUUAUUUACUGACUCGAAUGCAAGGAGAAAUAGCGCCAGCCAGCAUGAGAGGCAUUUUGGAUAUAGAUUACAGACUUGGACCAGGUUUAAACAGAACCAAUAACAAUUCMGCUCCAGUUGUCAGACUUGAAGUCAACAAUCAGUACGUUAAAAAGAAGAUACGUAAUGUCAUAGCAACAAUCCCUGGCUCAGAAGAACCUGACCGAUAUGUUCUUAUUGGUAACCACAAAGAUGCGGAGUUCUUUGGAGGCGUUGACGCUUCGAGUGGAACGGCAAUACUGAUGGAGAUAUCUAGAGUCUUGUGGAACCUUACGCAAAGUGGAUGGAGACCAAGAAGAACAAUAAAGUUGUGUAGCUGGAGUGGAGAAGAGGACGGCUUAAUGGGCUCGACUGAAUGGGUGCAAGAAAACCUCAAGCUCCUUAAGAAGAGAGCUGUAGCUUAUUUAAAUACUGACCCUAGCAUAAUGGGUACAGAUCUCUUAAAUGUUCAGGCUAGCCCCUUAUUAGGUGACGUUAUCCUAAAUAACGCCAGAGAACUUCAACAUCCAGCCAAUAAUUCAAUUACAUUAUUUGACAGCAUGGUUAACAGCCUGCCGAAAUCAAAGGAUUACCCAGGCGAACCACAUAUUUAUAUCAACAACCAACACGCAUCAGACCAUGUUCCAUUCUUGCAUUUGCUAGGUCUUUCUGUGGCGGAUUUCGCGUAUUUCCUUACAUACCAUGAUCAAAAAAUUCUUUUUCCCGCUUAUCACACUCAGUAUGAUACUUUUGAAUAUUUUGAAAGGUUUUGUGAUCCAAACUUUCUUUAUUCAAGGUUAAUGGCAAAGCUUUUAGGGGGUAUACUGCUUGAUCUAUCUGACUCCGAGGUUUUGCCGUUUAAUGUGACAAGAUUUGCCAAAUCUGUGCAAAAUGCUUUAGAAACCCUAAAAAUGUCAAGAGGAAUUGCACUACGACUCGACCAGCAGCAAAUAGCAUAUCUGGAACUGGCAGUUGAAACACUUGUAAAUAUGACCAAAACGUUUGAGUCUGCAAAAUCUAGGCUCACAGGUCAGCAGACAAAUCCUAUGGUUUUGCGCAUGCUCAAUGAUCAAAUGUCGGGGUUAGAGAAAACAUUUUUUACUCCGAAUGCCAUGAGAGGUUUGCUAGGCGAUAUGAAUGCAAAGAUCGCUAAAGAGCUUUCUCAGUCCUAUCAAUCAGAUAAUAUGUUGUUAAUUAGAGAACAGUUCAACAAUUUUGGUAGGAUCGCAUAUAUGGAGAAUCUCACGCAAAAAGAGAAAGACGAGUAUUUUAAGUUUGAAAUGUCGUUGAUAAUCCAAGCUGUCAGAGAAGCAACUAAGCUGCUUAAACCACUAAAAUAGAUAGGAUCUGCCUGCAUAGGUUGCCUUUUAUCGAUAAAUAUGUAUCGCGCCUUCCAGUUAAAAGUGACGGCUCACGUGAAGUAAUAUAAUGCUAAAAUAACGAAUGAUUUAAAUUUGUGUUUCGCUACAC